Molecule: messenger RNA, 1996 nt
Organism: Impatiens glandulifera
Lineage: Eukaryota; Viridiplantae; Streptophyta; Magnoliopsida; Ericales; Balsaminaceae
Exons: 2
Coding region: 365-1909 (514 amino acids)
Source: RefSeq, a predicted model, not a curated record
UCCACAUGUUUUGUCCGCCCUAGUUUCUCUCUCCUCUCUCUACUUCGUCGGCGAUCAAGCUCCAGUUUUUCACAAGAUUUUUCAGCAAGAACAAUAAAUCCAUCACCAACUUGUUCUUAUCUGAUUCCGAAUAGGUGAAUAAUAGGCAGCCUGUGUACACCACAUCAGAAAGUUGGAAUUGUUUUAAUUACUAGCCUGCUAAUUGUGAUUUUGGUAGCCUCAAGAAUGGAUCGCAGUGACACAUCUGGAUUUGUCAGUGGUGGUUGUUUUUCCUUUUAACUGCUGAUUCUUUUUCAUUCAAUUUUAUCUUGUUAAAGUCAGGCCUGCCUCUUAUAAAGCACUGUGAGUUGGUUUGGUAUUUUGGAUGGAUGUUAAUAUGGAGAAAACAUUUGAUUGGGGAGAUGGUCAGUCUAAUGUUGCUGCACUGAGUCUGGAUUAUCAUCCGGGAUUGUCAAACGGUAUAGUAAGCAAUAGAAAAAGGAACCCUCUAAGCAUCUCCCCGUUGGCUCUUAGUUUGGGCUUCUCGUCAAGUUCUUGUACUUCCUUAGGUUCGAGGAAGGAAAAUGAAGAAGAAUCUUCGUACAAGACACAAUUGAAUUGUGUUUCUUCUAUUGUGAUGUUUGAAGGGGUUGAACUCCAAAAACCAAAGCUAGACCUAGAACUAAGCCUAUCAACUGGAUUUAAAGACUCCGAUGUUACUACCCUUACCCAAGCAUUCAAGCCACCGCCCGACAUACCAGGAACAGAAGGGUCAGUAUCAUCUCGUUGGAAAUGCGGGUCAGUUAUUUCAUCAUUCUUGGCUUCGCAAACCAUGCAUAUCAAUCCAACCGAUGAAAUCCCAAACCAAAGGCGACGCAUCACAAAUGUCAAGCUGUGUCAGUUCCAAGGUUGUGGUAAAGGAGCAAGAGGGGCCACGAAAUUUUGCAUCUCGCAUGGAGGUGGCAAGAGGUGUAAGCGAGAAGGUUGUCCAAACGGAGCCGAGGGCAAAACAGUCUUUUGCAAGGCACAUGGUGGGGGUAACCGUUGCAUACACCUCGGGUGUACGAAAAGUGCAGAAGGCCGAACUGACCUCUGUAUCAGGCAUGGUGGUGGCCGAAGGUGUAUUCACGAAGGCUGCAGUCAAGCCGCAAGAGGGAAACAAACUAGUCUUUGUAUAAAGCACGGAGGUGGGAAAAGAUGUAAGAUUGAAAAUUGUGAUAAGAGUGCAGAAGGAAUGUUAGGAUUAUGCAUAUCGCAUGGAGGUGGAAGACGAUGUGAAAGACCUGAAUGUACGAAAAGCGCUCAAGGAGGUACGAAGUUAUGUAAAGCACAUGGGGGUGGGAAAAGGUGUCAAUUCGUGGGGUGUAGUAAAGGAGCGGAAGGUAGUACGAUGUAUUGUAAAGGUCAUGGGGGUGGGAAAAGAUGUAGUUAUUUAGAAGGGUGUCCUAAGAGUGUACAUGGAGGGACGAUGUUUUGUGUGAGGCACGGUGGGGGUAAGAGAUGCUUGUUCCCGGAAUGCUCUAAAAGUGCGAGAGGUCGUACAAAUUUCUGCGUUCGUCAUGGUGGUGGCAAAAGGUGUAGUUUUGUAGGAGGAUGUGGAAAGAGUGCACAAGGAAGGAGCGAUUUUUGCAAGGGACAUGGAGGGGGAAAACGAUGCUCUUGGGGAGGACAACCUUCUUGUGAUAAGUUUGUGAGAGGGAAAUCUAGUCUUUGUGCUGCUCACAAUACUACUGCUACUAUUAAUAAUGACAUGGAAUGGACUAGUUGUUCUCCAUUCUUUAUCAAUCAGACUCAGGCCAUGGAUUCUUCUUCUGCUAAAGAAGAUCCAACAACAACCUUACCACUGCAAUUUUCACUUCCAGAAGGCAGGGUACAUGGAGGAAGCCUCAUGGCAAUGUUGGAAGGUUCUCGAAACUUGGGAGGAAAUUAGAAGUUUGAAUCUGCACAAAUGUUAUUUCUUCUUCUUCUUCUUGUAACUACUCAUUCUUGUUUCUUAAGUGGUUUCUUAAGGGGAGGG